Molecule: messenger RNA, 1857 nt
Organism: Paramecium sonneborni
Lineage: Eukaryota; Ciliophora; Oligohymenophorea; Peniculida; Parameciidae
Source: the annotation of a GenBank genome assembly
AUGUCUACAGAUUGUACCCAAAUAUUUUUCCCCUCUGAUUAAUAAAAUGAAGAAGGAUACAUUAUUGGAUUCAACACAAGAGGAUUUAAUUUUACUAUAUUACAAAUUAUAAAUAAUAAAAGCAUUGAAGAAUUAGAAAACAUAUUAAACAAUUGGGAUAAACAAGAUAGAAUUUAACUAAUUUGUGGAGUAAAUUUAAAUAUUUAUCAGUUUAGACUAAGCUAUAAGUAUUAGGAAUAGUUGGAAAAAAAAGUGAUUAAUAAUUUAGAGAAACUUGGUUGUGGUUAAAAAAUAAUAAAUUAGAAGAGUUGAUGAUAUGUGGCUAUAAAUAUUAAACAAAGUGUACAAUAGUUUAUUAUGAUAAACUAAUAUAAAAUUAGAUCAUUUCAAAUGAAAUAGAUAAUUUUUUGGAUCCUAAUCAUAAAUCAAUUUUAACAAUUAACCCUUUGAUAGCAUUUGACUAAAAUCAUUAAGAAGAGAUUACUAAAAUUUGUGAUAAAGACAAGUUAAACGAAUUGGAUUAUUCAUUAAUACAUAUUAAUUGGAGGUAACAUAUUUUAAGAGAAUUUUAUAAAUAUAUUAAUAAUAUACCUCAUUCAGAGACUAACUAUUAUUAUUGUUAUCUUAAAAACCAAAAUAUUAAUACAUUAUUGAAAAUUAUUCUUAAAAUUACUUAUUUUUAGAAUAUUGUAUUUCAUUUUUUAAUUAAAAUUAUGGAAUUUAAAAUUAUGGGUAAGAAUCUAUAAGAUUUUGGUUUCUUAUCUUACACAAUGAAAUAAGUGAAUUUUAAGUAUAACUUAUUCAAUUAAUGGAAUGAAUAAGCAGGAGAAUUAGUAUCAAAAAAUUAGCCUUUAUUUACAUCUAAUUUAAAAUAUAAUUAUCAUAAAUUAUUUUCAGGAAUUUUUUUUGUUUUUCUUGAUAUUUUAUUUGGUGUUUUAAGUUUAUUGAUACUUUAUUAUAAUGUAACUUAAUUAAGAGACUUUUUACAUAAAUAUGGAUCAAGUAUCCAUAUUGAAGUAUUAUCUAAAGAAGUAGAGUGGUUGAUGGGUUUUCCUGCAGGACUUAAAACUAAUAAACCUUUAAAUUAUGUUUUAGGAUAAAUGAUAAUGUAAAUCAUUUUACUUUGGAAUCAUAUAACUACAUUUAUUACCCCAUAUGAAAAUAUUCUCUUAAGAGCUGUUAUGAUAUUUGGACUUUUCGGAUUAAAUUUUGAAUUGUCUCUGGCUAUCGAUAUCAUCUCUUUGUGUACUAUUCAUGUGUAUUACAUUUACAAAUUAUGGAUGGUUAUAUAUAGAUAAUUAUGGGGAAUGAUAAUCUGUUUUUAUCGAAUAACCUAAAAUAAAUCCAUUAAUAAAUAUAGGAAUAAAAUAGAAGAUCAUCCUUUUUCAUGGGAUUAAAAAAUAAUUUCUAUGUUUUUAGGAUUCUUUUUACUUAUGAUGAUACCAACAGUAUCAUUAUACUAUUUUUGGUUUUUAUUAAUAGUAAUUUUUAUUUAUUUAGUUAAAUUAUCUUUAAUUAGCUUUUAAAGGAUAUUUAGUAAAUUUCCACUUUUUUUAUUGUGUUCUUAUUUAUACUUACACAAUAUACCUUAAAUUUUGGAAAUGAAUAUUUAAUAAAUUUAAAAUACAACAGUGAUAAUAAAAAUGAUUUAUAAGAAAGUGAAAAUUACACAAGUUAUAAAAUUAAAUAGUAAUUAAUAUUUAUAUAUUAGAAUUGUUUACUCUUAAUCAAUAAUUUAAUAUAGCUUAGAUCAUAAAAUCAAUUUUUGUUGGUUAGGAUAUUAUGAUCAAAUCAAAAACACAAAAAAUGCCGAUAAAAUAAAUAAAGCACAAUGUAGACCAUUUAGUACAAUUAUGA